Aureococcus anophagefferens is the source of this 303-nucleotide messenger RNA. RefSeq lists its product as hypothetical. Gene Ontology annotation, molecular function: 2 iron, 2 sulfur cluster binding. NCBI's taxonomy places the organism in Eukaryota, Pelagophyceae, Pelagomonadales, Pelagomonadaceae. The transcript has a single exon. The annotation marks the transcript as partial. The record is from RefSeq and is a predicted model, not a curated record.
GUCGCGGCCUGCGACUUCGGCGACGUCGCGCCCGGCGACAUGCUCCGCUUCGAAGUGGGGAACCGGUCGUACAACGUCUACCACGCCGAGGACGACGGGCUCUGGUACGCCACCGCGGGGAAAUGCACCCACGGCGCGGCCUACCUCGCCGACGGCCUCGUCGUCGAGAAGACGCUCGUCGAGUGCCCGAAGCACAACGGCUGCUUCGACUUCAAGACGGGCCUGCCGAAGCGGCUCCCCGUGAAGACGCGGCUCGCCACCUACGCGACCAAGGUCGAGGCCGGCGUCGUCCACGUCCAGGUC